UCUUUUAGCUUUUGCUUGAUUUCGAACCCUAACAAUGGCGGCUUCAAUCGAGUCUGUGCAAUGCUUCGGCCGGAAGAAGACGGCAGUCGCUGUGACGUACUGCAAGCGCGGCCGAGGAUUAAUCAAGAUCAAUGGCUGCCCAAUUGAGCUUGUCGAGCCAGAGAUCUUGCGCUUCAAGGCUUACGAACCCAUCCUCCUCCUCGGCCGCCAUCGUUUCUCCGGCGUCGACAUGCGAAUCAGAGUCAAAGGCGGAGGCCACACCUCGCAGAUCUAUGCUAUCCGUCAGAGCAUUGCCAAGGCUCUUGUCGCCUUCUACCAGAAGUACGUCGACGAACAGAGCAAGAAGGAGAUUAAGGACAUUCUCGUCCGCUACGAUCGGACUUUGCUCGUCGCCGAUCCCAGACGUUGUGAGCCGAAGAAGUUUGGUGGUCGUGGAGCUCGUGCUAGGUUUCAGAAAUCAUAUCGUUGAUCUGAGAUUUUUAGGCAUCUAUGGCAGAGAGUCGCUUGUUGGUAACGGUUAUUUUUGGGAUUUACGUUCUAAUUACCUUCGGAGACAUGAAAUUUUGGAUCUGUUUAUGAUUGUAGUAUAUGAUAAUUUGACAUUGAGACUUGAGUUUUCUGAUUCCUGAGAUAAUUGCAGCCAAAAGGCAUUUUUGAAUCGUCA
Cucurbita pepo subsp. pepo (vegetable marrow) is the source of this 664-nucleotide messenger RNA. RefSeq names its product small ribosomal subunit protein uS9. Lineage: Eukaryota; Viridiplantae; Streptophyta; Magnoliopsida; Cucurbitales; Cucurbitaceae. The record is from RefSeq and is a predicted model, not a curated record. Gene Ontology annotation, cellular component: cytosolic small ribosomal subunit; ribosome. Gene Ontology annotation, biological process: translation; maturation of SSU-rRNA from tricistronic rRNA transcript (SSU-rRNA, 5.8S rRNA, LSU-rRNA). Gene Ontology annotation, molecular function: RNA binding; structural constituent of ribosome.